Messenger RNA from Entamoeba dispar SAW760, 468 nucleotides. Its product is annotated as 40S ribosomal protein S19, putative. Gene Ontology annotation, molecular function: RNA binding; structural constituent of ribosome. The record is from RefSeq and is a predicted model, not a curated record. Gene Ontology annotation, cellular component: cytosolic small ribosomal subunit; ribosome. Gene Ontology annotation, biological process: translation; ribosomal small subunit assembly. Bases 1 to 468 code for a protein of 155 amino acids. The transcript has a single exon. Lineage: Eukaryota; Evosea; Mastigamoebida; Endamoebidae.
AUGCACCACUUCAGUAAUAUUAAAGACGUUGUUGCUAUUGAUUUCAUUAAGGCAUAUGCCGAACAUCUUAAGAAGUCUGGAAAGCUCGAAAUUCCAGAAUGGGUUGACACUGUCAAGACUGGUAUGUGCAAAGAACUUGCACCAUUGAAUCCAGAUUGGAUUUAUAUUAGAGCUGCUGCAAUUGCAAGAAAAGUUUAUUUAAACAAUGGAAUUGGAGUAAUGGCACUUAGAAGAGCUUAUGGUGACCAAUACAACAAACACUAUAAUCCAUCCCAUAGAACUCUUGGAUCAGGAAAAGUUAAUAGAUAUAUUCUUCAACAACUCGAGAAGAUGGGCAUAGUUGCUAAGAUCCAAAGUGGAAGAGCCCUUACUAAAGAAGGAAGAAAGGAUAUGGAUAAAAUUGCCUUCCAAGUUUACAAGGAACGUGAAGCCAAAGUUACUCCAAUGAUUCUUAUGCCAAUGAACUAA